AAGCCUUGCUCAUGUUGUGCAAUGUGUGUACCUCUUGUCAUGUUCAUCUUAACGAUGGGCUGUAUGGUCAUCACAGGAGGAUUAAUCUGGAUGCAUUUUAACCUCAAACAAGAUCUAGAUAACCUCAGAAAAACACUGGAAAAAGUUGAGAUAAAAGCUGAUAGUGCUUCAUCACAAGAGAAGACUAUUGUUAGCCUAGAAACUGGGCUGGAAAGAUUGGGCUCUUUCCCAGAAAAAGUAGAUAUUGCAGAUAUCAAAAUUAAUAUAUUAAACAAGUCCUUGAGUGAUAUACAAAAAAGACAAGAUGAAUUGGAUUCAUUAAAAACUAGGAUAGAAAGUCUUGAGGGUAAAGCAUCGUCUACAUCAGCAGCUGAACUUCAACAGAAUGUUGCUGAGCUAGGCAGUGAAAUUGAGGAUCUCAAAGGAAAACAUGAUGAGCAGGAAAUGAAAAUAGCUGGUUAUGAACAAAAGAUAACAGAAUUAAUGAGUGAAGUAAAUACUUUAAAGAGCCAAGUAGCCCUUUUACAAAAUCCACCCAGCACUCCACCAAGCCCGGAGGUAGCCCCACCAACCACAUCAAGUGCCACUACCAGACAUUCUACCCCAGCAGAACCUGCAACAGGCUCAGGCAGCUCUAUAUCAGAUCCACAUUUUAUUGAAAUUCAAGAGGAGAUCUCAAGAAUAUGGGCUGCAGUCCAUGAAGUCCAGAGCACUGCUUCCAAUCUAUCAAGAGAGCAUGAUGAAGUAGUUUCCUCAUUGUCUCAGUUUAGACAAAUGCUACAGAACAGUUCAGUUAAUACUCAGUCUUCUGUACCAACGGUGGCGAGCCAUUCAAGCUCUUCACCACAAAGUAUUCAGACUGGCCAGUUUGAUCUGGCACAAAUGAAAGCAGAUAUUGAACUUCUGAAGGAAGAAUACAAUAAGAGCAUUGUAUCAAUGCCAGUAACAGACAUCAUUCCUGUAGGAGACUCCAGCAGUUUAAAUACAACAGGGAUGCGUUUAUUAACUGAGAGGGUGACACGACUAGAGGAGAGGGUCAAUGAGCUCAAACCAGUAGACAGCAACCCUGAUCUACUGAACAUCAAUGUGACCAACAGCAUGCAGAUGCUACUAGAACGCUCCUUACAACAAUUCAAGGAUGAGAACAUUGCCGAUGUCUCCGCGCUUCAGGAAGGUCUAGCGGCUGCAAGCUCGUUUGAUGACGAGGUUGGGACUAGGAUUGCAUCAAUCCAGGACCAGAUCAGUACAUUACAAAGAGAGACCUGCAAAUGUACAUCCACGACUUCCUCACCAGCAGAAGGAGCUUUACCACUCAUCACGUCAUCGAGUACAAUAUCUCCAGUAGAAAGAACAGGUGGCAGCAGAUAAAACCAGCCAGGAUCAGCCGUUUAAACAAUACCUCUACGAAGACUUUGCAUCAACUCUAUGAAGAAGUUCAGUGUGAGAGAUCAGUUUGGCUUCGAGCAAGGAGAGUGGAUCUUUUCAACAGAGUUCAUUUGUAACAAUUUUUAUGAGCCAGAAUAUACGAUGAUGAGUGCCCAUACAAUUGUGGAAGAAACUGGAUGAAAAAGAACAUCAUGAUGUCAAGAUGACCUGAAGGUUUAAAAGUGUUGUUUGGGAUAGGAAUGUCAUUUUAUGGCCAGGAGAUGUGAUAUGAAGUGACAGCCAUGUACAUUGUAUUACUGACUACAAUCUCCAGUAAUUACACCAAGCACGGAACCAAAGGACAAUAUUUUUGGAUUUGUUGGUGGACUCCAUAUGAGAAUGAAUGUGCACAGUGAGGAAAGAACCAAAUAGAAAUUCAACGCUGAAUGAGGCCCUCCAUAUACUUGGUUUGUGAGGAUAAGGAUUUAGUGAAAUCCCAAGAUGAACAACUCUGCACACUAUUUCUUGUGAUUUAUUUUUGAUUUGCAGAUGGUUUAGUUUUGGGCAGGGGGUUAAAUUGGAUAUGAAUAUAAUCUUAUGUUUUGAGGUGUAUUUUUGGUAUAUUCUACGCAUAAAAAUUAAAAUCAUGAAUGAUUGCUCGGAGUGUGUUCCACGGGCCAUUUGGUGUGGCACGUAAUUAUCGAUAUUUAUUUAUGAAUCAAAGUUGCAUUGAUAUGACUGAAAUCCAAACAUCAAAAUACCAUAAUUCAUUAGUCAAGCCAAAUAAAUACAUCAUUCUCUAACAAAUUUUGGUUAAAUGCAAAUUUUGCUUUGGAUAUUUUGCAUAAGCUGCUCUGAUGAUGAUGUGAAGUCUGUGUGUUUACAAUUUACUUCGAUUUGCAUAGUAAGUAUCCUAACGAAAUUGCAAUUCAUAAUAAUAAUUGGCUUUUAUAUAGCGCAAUACCAAUCGAUGACUGCUCAAAGUGCUUCACAAUUAUUAUGAACCGGUCACUGGAUUCAUAGCUUUUUUAGCAGCAUGUUAGGCGCAUACUUGCUAAACCAACUACAAUGACGGUUGUUUCCUAACAUCUAAUUCAUGAUUGGAUUUAUGUACAUGUAUACACCUGUAUCUCUUUCUCUAUUUGGUUGUACUGGUCAGAUAAUAUGAAAGAUGUAUUUUGAAACACACAAAGAGAUGCAGAUUUCUAAUUGUGAGAAAAAUAGCAAUAUCAACCACACCUUCAAGGAAUUAUUUAAAUGUUUGUCCAUUUAAACCUUGGUGGGCAAUUUCACCAAGCUUUUUUUUUUGUAAGUUACCUCAAUAUGCAUGAUUACACAUGACUGGUGACCCUUUUUUAAUUGAGAUUAUACCCCAAAUUUUCCCCCUUUUUAAGAUAGUAAAAGUGCAUUUCCUCUGACUGUAAUCAAAUAGUGAAAGAUAUUGAAUUAUUAAUUCAGAUACUUUUUAACAAUGAUAAUAUUAGUCUAUAAAGAGUGGAUUUCAACUUAAGCCAUUGGAAAUAAAAAUUUAAUCUGAUUUUAUAACAUGAUCGAAGAAGGGGCCAGCAGGUGCAUAUCAUAAAGUCAUAAGCAACAUAUGAACAGCUUUAUGAAAAACACCAUGUGUCUCAAUCUAUCACACUGGAUUGUGAGCUAUACAAUGAUCUGGUAAGGUAUUUGUGUAUUAAUAGAAAUGUCUGAGAGUUUUCGUUCAAAGGUUAUACCUGUAUUUGGAAUGUUGAUUGAAAUUUGUAUUGAUUUUAUCUGAAAUAAAUAAACAUGAGAUUUUCCUAAAGAAGAUUGUGGUCAUUUCAAUUUUGUUUACUAGAAAUUAUGUUAACAGCAUGAAAAUCAUGAGCUUGGCAAUGAUUGAUAACAUUUUGUGUUUAUUUGUCCUCCCAUUAAUAAUUAACAUUAAGAAUAAGAAAUUAUUGAACGAGAUUAUUAUUCAGAAUUUGUUCUUUUUAAUUUACAUGAACUUAUUGGUGUGUGAUGAAUAAAGUAUAGAAGUGGUAUAUUAUUUACAAUAACUCUAUAGACAAACUUAGUUUCAAAUUCUUAAUAUUACUAUGUUCAGUUGUCAUUGUUAUUUUUUUCAAAGCUAUGCAUAAUAUUUUCUUUCAUGAAUUUAUAAUUCAAAUGUAUUACGUGUACUUGUACUUUUAGCUUGUGAAUAUGUAUUCAAGUUAAUUUUGCAGGGUAAAUUGGCUUUUAUAGCCUGCUUUGAAAACAGCAGUAGCGGAGUGUCAUUAAAAAUCUAAAUGAAUAAACAUGUCUGUGUGGGAAAUUAGAUUAUAUUGGAAAGGCAAUUAGGAAAAUUUGAUCAGUAAUAGCAAUAGAUCAACAGUGAUGAUUUCUGUUUCACUCAUUAUUUCGAUGUACAUUGAACCGUUGCCAAUGAUUUCAUUGUCAAAACAUAUAAUUCACUGUAAACCACAACAUAUAUUAUACACAUGUUUAUGAGUUAUGACAGAGUUCAGGGCCCCGUCUUACAAAGAGAUACGAAUCUACGAUUGAUCCGAUCAAUCGUAACUCUAAGAGCCGUGGUGUAGUGGUUCUGACUCUCGCCUUGUAAACAGAGGGUUGUGUGUUCGAAUCCCACCGCGGUCUAGCGUCCUUUGGCAAGGCGUUAAUCCACACUUUGCCACUCUCGACCCAGGUGCUAAAUGGGUACCCGGUAGGAUGCGAAAGAUAUUGUAUGUUUGAAUUUGCCAGCGCCAUAAUGAGGCUGCGAUGAAUGCAAGGAAUGCUCCCCAGGGAGUGGAAAUUGUGCACUUUUCGUGCGGGAUUGAAAUGAAUCCAAUGACCGGGGUAAUAAUAUGCUGUAACGCGCUUUGGGCCAUUCUGGGAAAAGCGCUUUAUAAAAAUUGGCUAUUAUUAUUAUUAUUAACUCUAUGGAAAUCUAUCAGGGUCAUAAUUUUUUCCACAAAAACUUUGCACAAUGUCCUUUGUACGCAAAGAGAAGCGCAGUGAAUUUUAAGAAAACAAUGAAUGCAUGAAUAUACAUUGUACAUCAUCGCUAGAAAAUAUUUUGAACAGACAUGCAUAAUAGAUGUUGACGUUGCUGGCCGUCCAUAGUUGCGAUUGAUCGGAUCAAUCGUAACUCUUUGAAAGACGGGGCCCUGAUCUAUUUGUUAGGUGAUAGGUCAGGUGAAAGAUUAACUAUCUUUGAUGUUGAAUAUGAAUAAGUUAUUUGAUACUUCAUGUAUAUAAUUUAAAGAAUACAAAACAAACAAAAACAAAGUAGCUGUAAAUUCCCAUAAAAAUGUAAAAAUACAAUAUUCUUGACUUGUACAAGAUUUUUUUUGUAUAUUACCAAAAAUGUAAAUACGGCAGUCAGUAUUGAAUUAUAGCAAUUUUCUGCUAGUUUGAAACGUCUUUCGGGUGUGGGUGACAAUUUUGUGACAUAAUUUGAUCAAAGUUGUCAUAGAUACAGUAAUAAAUAUUCUGUAGUUCUGAGAAUGCAUUUUAGAGAAGUUUUCUACAAUGUUAGUGCAUGUAUGUAACACUAGUUAAUAGACUGUAAAAUCCAAUUGAUAUACAAGAUUGCUACAUGUUCAAAUUUGUUGUUAUCAACAUGUACAUCAUUCAUAUGCACAGAGAAUACUGAAAAUGAAAUACAAUGAACUGCAAAAGAUAUUUGAUUAUUUGAUUUUUAGAGAUUAAUACAUAUUGCAGCAAUUAUCAUACAUUAUCUUUUCAGUUUCUAGAAUGAACUAAUUUUUAAGCUGACUUUUCUAGUGCUUUUCACAAUAUUUGGUGUUUGCAAAAUUAUAAUCUACAAUUGUUUCAUAAUGCAUGCACCACCAAUGUUUUCGACCAAUCCCUUGCGAAUAAAUGACAUCACAAUAUUAAAGGGCGCAACUUGCGCGUUUGUAUUAUGAAAUAUCUAAAA
Molecule: messenger RNA, 5260 nt
Organism: Lytechinus pictus (painted urchin)
Lineage: Eukaryota; Metazoa; Echinodermata; Echinoidea; Temnopleuroida; Toxopneustidae
Product: EF-hand calcium-binding domain-containing protein 14-like
Exons: 10
Coding region: 22-1368 (448 amino acids)
Source: RefSeq, a predicted model, not a curated record